CGCCCGGUCAGCAGCUCCCAUUUCAUUUUACAACCUCAGCUUUCACCGAAGCCUGCCAACCCAUCAAUAACACUUUACAGACGAAACGGACACUUCAGAAUGGAUCAAGACGCAUUUCGAGCCCUUCUUAGUACACCCAACCCAUCCCGACCAACUCAGUCAUCACGUCCUAAUGGCCGGCUAGUCCUUGGUGGUGGUAGCGCCGGCAGAUCUGCAAAUUCCUCACAAGCUUCCGGAUCGACUUAUAAGCCAGGAUCAUCGUCGACAUCCCUUAAGCCGCGAAAAUCCAAACCCAAGGACUCUGCAGAUGGUUCCGUCAAGGACUCAGAUCGCUCUUCGCGUGGUGGAUAUCGAGAUCGAGCAUCAGAACGGCGCAAAGGUUUGGACGGGGACUUUGCUGAGGCUGAACACUUACUUGAGAACUUUCAAGCUCGGGUGGCAGCGGCUGGAAGUCAAAUUGAUAAGGACGUAUUAGAGCAACAGACCAAGUAUCUCGGUGGAGAUGAAAGACACACGAUUCUUGUGAAAGGCCUGGAUCACGCUCUGCUAGAAAGAAGGAAAGCCGAAUUAUCGGAGGGUGGCAAGCUCGGCCAAGUGACAGACGACGACCUGGAGAUUGCGUAUGAACAGAAUGCCAAACAAGCUCCGCCAGAAGACCUCGCUCCGUCGAGCACGACCUCGAAAGCCGUGAAAAGGAAGCAUCGGGAUGAAUUGAUAGAGCAGUUAAAGAACGCACGAACCCCUGCCGACUUGGUCGUCGUUGAAAAACUCAAGGCUGCUGGGAAGUUCAAGCCGAUCGGCUUUGCCAGUGUCGAGGAUAAAAAACAGGACGAUGAACGUGCAGAGCGCAAACGACGGAAGGCUGAGAAGAAGAAAAAGAAAGCUCUUAAGGCAGAGCAAGUCGUCGAUACGACGCCACCAAAUCCCAUGCCAGACCCAGUGAUCGAGAAAGCUCAACAAACAAGCAAUCCAACUGUCCUAGAAACAUCCACCACGGCAGAAAAACAUGUGUUUGAUGCCCGUGAAAUGGUACCACCGAAAAUCACAAAAUCUAUCGAACCAUCGAGCAAUUCAAAUUCCAUAGCCAUCUUACCCAAGACCCAGGCUCAACCCAAGGAGACAAUGAAAAAGAACGAGCCAAUCGAAGAUGAAGACUUCGAUAUUUUCGGUGACGCAGGAGAGUACAAAGGUCUGGAUGAUGACAGUUCAGAAGAUGAACGAGAUAGAGAUCGGAAGGUGGAAGAGUCUGUACCCAGGGGCGCUGCUUUGGGCUCUUCUGAUGCCAAGAAGAGAAAGACGUAUUUCGAAGACGAUGAAGUUGAAUCUGACUCGAAUGAUGCAGAAAAACCCAAUCCUGUCGAGGAGUGUGUUAGAAAGGCACAGGAAGCCCGGCGGAAAUCGAUGGCGAUUGAAGAACCAGAGGAAGAUCCAGAAAUGAGAGACCGAUUGACUGGAGAGGCUCCACCACCCGACGAAGCUCCUCCCCGACCGACCAAACUGGAAGGCCUCUCCGGAUCUGCCGACAUCCGAUCCAUCCUCGCCGCCGAUGCAUUUCAGGAGAAAGAAGAGAAACGGAAGGCUAAGAAACAGAAAAACAAAUCGGAGGGCAAAGUCUUGACCGAUAAAGAUCGUCUGAAUCGUGACGUCUUGGAAAUGGAAAACCACCUGAAGCGGAAAAAAACUAAGAAUGAUCCUUCAGCAACAAGUUCCAAAUCUUGAAGAAACAGACAUCUUCCCUUCCCAUCACCCUGUAUUUUUUUCUAUGACUUUGAUCAUCAAUGGCAACAUCUUUCACAUCUGUAUUGCUUUCUGCAAUAUGCUAUGUAGUUUACUACUCAUCAAUAAUACCUUGUUGACCUGUCUGUACAUGAUGAUCUAAGACUCAAUGCUGGCUGUCUAGAAUCUGUUGAGCAAUGAUGCAGAGUCCUCCAAGGGCUGAAGAAUAAAAUGAUUUGAAAUAGGGACUCUUGGGGGAGGGGGGCAUUUCAGAGAAAGCAAUAGACAUUCUGUUGCGAGGGAAAACUAUG
This is a messenger RNA of Puccinia graminis f. sp. tritici CRL 75-36-700-3, 2027 nucleotides long. RefSeq lists its product as uncharacterized. The record is from RefSeq and is a predicted model, not a curated record. Bases 100 to 1719 code for a protein of 539 amino acids. Gene Ontology annotation, cellular component: nucleus. NCBI's taxonomy places the organism in Eukaryota, Fungi, Basidiomycota, Pucciniomycetes, Pucciniales, Pucciniaceae. The transcript is spliced from 4 exons. Gene Ontology annotation, biological process: mRNA splicing, via spliceosome.